UACCUAUCAAACAUACUUGAAUCUUUGGACAUUACAAUACCAGAUUAAUUCUUUGAAGUAUGUGACUUUUCAUAUCAUUUAUACAAAACGAUGCUCAUAUUGAGAUAAUUUUUUAAUAUCCUAAGGGGCUUGUACCUUAACUUUCUUCAAUUUUUCUAAAUUUGUCACAAGAAACAUCAAAAACUGUACGGCAAAAGAAAUACGGAAUUAAUCGGUAUUAUAACAAAAAAUACGAUCAUUAUCGGUUUUUGCUCAUCUCUAAGCCGAGUUUUGUUUGUGCUUCGUUAUGUUAAGUCGUGACGUGACGUGAUGAUGAGAAAACUGAAAAAUACCUACACAAAGAGUUUUGUUGAAUGCCACCAGCUGUUUUUGUUCUCAUUCUAGAUGUGAAAAUCAGUAUGGAUCUAAAUUGAAUAGUGUCAUUUCAUAUUGAUACUGUGACAUUUUCUGAACUAAAUGUGCUUAAAAUAUUCUGUGAAAUUGUACUUAGUGAGAAAAUAAUCGAUUUAAACCUAUUGAAAUUUCAUUGGUCAUAAAUGAACUGUUUUUUAACAUUAAAUUACGUCUUAAUUGUUACAUACGAUUUGUAUAAAUUCAGGUCACGAAGCGAAGAUUUCCUGUUUCGCGAACAAAUCCCUAUAAUAUAGCUAAGCAGUGAGUGUCAGUGUCGCGUAUCGACCGUGAGUGCAUCAAGUGUGACGGUGAUAUCGGUGCGAGCGUUUGAGAUGUGUUUGUGAGGUGUCGGGUGCGGUGCAGUGGAUGCGAAGGCAGCGUUGUAGCGCUCGCCCUGGCAUGGUGCCGGGAAGGUAGCGCGCGCGGGCGGCCUGCGCAGGCCCCACACAAGCACCCGCGUGUGUCCCCCAGCGUCGUCUAUGGCCGAGCAACACAUUACACCGUCGUCGCACUCUGCACUCACGAGAGAGUCCAGUGGGUCUUCUCCUAGCAGGGUGGUGGGCGGUCGGUGGUUGCGUCAGGUUCGUCAAGCGAAUCACAGUCGCAGAAAUAGACGUAACGUGACGUCGCCCCUGCCGCGCUCCACCAGCCGUAAUUCUUCCAGCCGCCGCAGCGACGCUGAGCGGCAGGCGCCCCUCGAGCUGCGAAGAAGCUCACGUCUCAUUAGUACUUUACCUAGAUCUGAUUACUCCAUCACUGAACGCUGGUCUUACGGCGCUGACGUAUACGAAACACGCUGUGACACUAUCAACUUCAAAGGUGGAGACAUCCAUAAGUCUUCCACGAACAUAUAUCCGAAACGCGGGCGAACUUCUUCGCAUGAAAGAAAGAAACGCAAGAGCUAUUCCACAUCGAAUAAUAGCACUGACGAUUGCGUCGCCUACUGCACACGCUCACGGACUGCUCUUAAAUCUACUGAGAGUGCUUGUGAGCUAUUACCGGACAGUUUAAAAACACAAACAUUGUCACACCUAAUUAACCAGAACGCCACAGUUACUUCAACUCAACAUUUGCAGUUGAAUCAGUCGGAAGGAGGCUUACUGCCGUUGGAGGAUAGAGACUUUGCUUACUCGCCAUUUAGUUCGUCGACUGUAACAGAACUUCUGGAUUCUGACUAUUCUGUAUACAGUCCUACAACCAGCCGAAGGAAAGGGAAGAAAAGAAAACGCUCAGCGCAUCGUUCUUUAUCUAAUAGGCGAAGCAAUUUCUUAAUAAAUUUCGAGGAGUGUACCAAGAAAUUUAAAAUUGAUUCUCAUAAUAAGGAGAUAGCAGAUACAAACAAGGAAUUUCCAGAAGACAAAGUAUUUGACUUUGAAACUGAGAAAUCAGAUCAGCCGUCAGCGUCCUUCACGUCGUGCACGUACCUGCUACGGAAUCGACACCACCGUGACCUCGGCCCUCCUACCUCGACUAUUAUUAGUGACCAUACAGAACACCCGUCAACGAGUGACGCGGUACAAAUCAGCACAACACCAGAGCACAAAAGCGGAGCAGAUAGCCGCGGAAGGACUGUUACUCCUCCGCUUUACAAGGAUAUUGAAGAAGCCAGCUCAUCAAAAGCGCAUAGUUCGGGCAGCAAACUUCUUAUAGUGCCGCGCGACCUUCCAUAUUUACGUCAAACUAACGCGCGGAGGAGUAUCGCUGCUGCAACGGGGGCGACCCUGGGAGCUUGCCUGACGAGAGGAGCCAGCACUUCUCAACGUCAGAGACAGGAUACUUCUUCAAAAAGACAUACGGGAGGCAGCGAGGGCGCGGGCAGUAGCGCGGCGGGCGGCCGGCGAGCGCGGACUCGCGACAUGCCGCAGCCGCAGCCGGCGUCCACGCGUCGAGAUAAACGAGGCAAAAGCAGUCUGGGUUCGUGUGCCAGUACUGGUGGUGCGUCCAGCCGGUCUCACCCCCAGCCUCUAACCACGGGUGCUGUAGCAUCCACUUCUUCCACACCGCCGGCUUCCGCUUCGGCCGCUUUAAUGCCUGACAACGCGUCAACUGACGCCAAACCAAAGGGCAAAGCGGAGGAGUGCGCCGGCGGCGGGAGCGGCGUGGGCGUGGGCGGGGCGGCGGGCGCGGGCGGGGGCGGCGCGGGCGCGGCGGGCGAGGAGUCGUCGUCGGAGGAGGGCGAGGUGGGGCGGCUGCAGGCGCUGCUGGAGGCGCGCGGCCUGCCGCCCCACCUGCUGGGCGCGCUCGGCCCGCGCAUGCAGCACCUCCUGCACAGGACCGUCACCGCCAACUCCGCUGCUUCUAAAGCUGCCCAGUUGUUAGCCGGGCUGCAAGCUACAGGUGAUGAAGGCCAGCAGCUUCAAGCGGUAAUAGAGAUGUGCCAACUGCUCGUAAUGGGAAAUGAAGACACCCUCGCCGGCUUUCCGGUCAGGCAGGUGGUUCCGGCACUUGUGAACUUGCUUGCAGCUGAACACAACUUUGAUAUGAUGAAUCACGCGUGCCGUGCUCUGACGUACAUGCUGGAGGCGCUGCCCCGCAGUAGCGGCGCGGUGGUGCUGGCGGUGCCGGCCUUCCUCGACAAGCUGCAGGCCAUCACCUGCAUGGACGUCGCCGAGCAGAGUCUAACAGCUCUUGACAUGCUCUCGCGGCGACACUCCAAGGCUAUACUGCAGGCGCGCGGUGUAUCGGCCUGUUUGACUUACUUGGACUUCUUUUCGAUCAACGCUCAACGCGCGGCGCUUUCUAUCACUGCAAAUUGCUGCCAAAACCUUACACCAGAUGAGUUCCAUCUUGUCCGAGACUCACUUCAGUUGCUUGCUAACAGACUCACACAACAAGACAAAAAGUCGGUGGAGUGCGUAUGCCUCGCGUUCUCUCGUCUAGUAGACAGCUUCCAGCAUGAUCCCGCACGACUGCAAGAAAUCGCCACACCGGAACUCCUUACCAAUUUACAACAACUUCUGGUGGUGCAGCCGCCUCUGAUCUCCGGGGCGACAUUCAUCACAGUGCUGCGGCUCCUGUGGGUGAUGUGCGCGGCGUGCCCGCAGCUGGCGCUCGCACUUCACCAGAGGUCUAUUGCUGAUACGCUGCUUUGUCUGCUCACCGGCUCCACGCUGCAACAGGAGCAAGUGGAACUGAUACCACGAUUGCCUCAAGAACUGUACGAGAUCACAUGCCUGAUCGGUGAGCUGAUGCCGCGUUUACCGACGGACGGCAUCUUCGCUGUAGACGCUCAUCUCGACCGGCCCUGGUCCGCCACAACGGACCGCGCUGCGCACUGGCAGUGGCGCGAUGAUAGAGGCGCGUGGCGAUCGUACUCGUGGGCGGAGAGCCGGGCGCUGGAGGCGGGCGUGGCGGCGGGCGAGGAGGAGGUGUGCCUGUCGACGCUGGGUCGCUCGUACACGGUGGACCUCACGGCCAUGCAGCAGCUCAACGACCACACCGGCACCGCGCGGCCCGUGCAGCGCCUCGCGCCCGCCCCCGCCGCCGCCCCCGCCGCCGCCGCGCACGACCACGCCGCCGCACCGCCCGCGCCCGCGCCCGCACCCGACCCACGCAUCGCCAUGGUCCGCUGCAAUCCACUGCUGGCGCGCGCCUUGCUGGCCGUUCUCCACGAGGUGUACUGGAGCUCGGCCGGGCCGGCCGUGCGCUCGCAGGCGCUCAAGGCUAUCUUACGCUGCGUCUACUACGCUGACGCACCGCUCCUGCGGCAAGUGCUCAAGAUGCAGGUUAUAUCGUCCCACAUCGCGGGCAUGAUGGCGUCGAGCGACUUGCGCAUCGUAGUGGGCUCGCUGCAGCUGGCAGAGAUCCUGAUGCAGCGGCUGCCCGAGGAGAUGAGCGCGCAGUUCCGGCGCGAAGGCGUGCUGCACCAGGUGGCGCUGCUGGCCGAGCGCGCGCCUGCUACGCCCGCCGCCGCCGCCGCCGCCGCCACCGCUUCCGCUUCCGCGGCCGCUUCCGCCGCCGCCGCGACCACAGCCGCAGUCCCUGCGCCCGCGCCCGCCCCGCGACAUGCUAAACUCAAGUCACCAAGCGCCACCAGCGUACGUUCCAGUGGCGGCUCUUCUCCGCCGGCAUCCACUUCAGCUACGUCUCUAGAUCACGCCAAUUUAUCUCUGGCUUUCUCUGCUUCUGGUUCAUUCGUCGCUAGCUCACUACCUACAGGUAGUGACUGCAGUGGCUCUGAACCUGGCCAACCUUCAUCAUCUACUCACCCACAAAACACUAGUGCUGCACAUAGGUCAAGCAGUCCACUGCAGCUGACAGAGAUGUUAAAGCGCAAGCGUGCCGUGAAGCGGUCGGGCGGCGCGGGCAGCAGACACGCGCGGCGCCGUGACGACGCGCCCGCGCACGCCGCGCACGCCGCGCACGCCGCGCCGCCGCACGCGCACCUCGCGCACGCCGCGCCGCACGCGCCGCACGCGCACGCGCAGCCAGCCUCGCACGCAUCCGGUGUCACGUCGGCGGGAAGAUCGACGUCACGGGUCGGCGGUGCAUCGAAAACGUCGUCGUUUUUGUCGUCGCUAAACCCGUCGCGGUGGGGACGCACGCCGCACGCGCACAAAGACACCGGCCUGCUCGCGUCGCCGCAUACGUCCGCCAAUCUCACAGUACAGAACAAAGAGAAGGUCCGCGAAUGGAUUCAGUGGACGGCGUCGCGGCUACAGCGCAAGUGGGGAGCUUUGAGUUCCGAGGGUGGUGUACUGCAGCAGUUGGCUGCGCUGGCCGCCGCGCUGCCGCAUGCUCAGCUGCAGCGUGCCGCACUAGAACAGCUCCGUGACACGUUGCUGCAACAUGACAUCUCGCCCUUCGAGGUAAAUCAUUCCGGGGUACUGGGCGCCCUGCUGCAGUUCCUGACGGGCGGCGAAUCGGAUCCAGAAACUACCAGCCAAGAUCAAGAUGGAGAGACUGAAAGUCAAGAUUCCGCAGAACUAGUUGCUGCCUGCGAGCAGCGCCUUAGACUCUUCCUACACGUCUUCGCCGAUAUGCCACUUGCUGCAGACGCGGAGUGGAGCGAGGAAGGCAUGGUGGUUGUGGGCGCGAUUAGUGGCAGUCCGCUGUCGGCGCUGGUGGCCAAGGUGAACGCGUGCGUCUCGCACCUCGAACAGUUCCCCGUUCGAGUGCACGACCUGCCCGCACGCCCGGCCACCUCCGCACUUAAGUUCUUCAACACGCACCAGCUCAUGUGUGAUCUCAAACGUCAUCCAACUUGUAGCAACUUGAAGCAAUGGAAAGGUGGUGUAGUACGGAUAGACCCUCUAGCAUUAGUGCAAGCCAUUGAGAGAUACUUGUCGCAGCGUGGGUACGCGACGGCCCGGGCGCGCGACUCUGCGGGCGCGGGCGCGCACUCCGACGACGACGGAGCCUCCGAAGACGACGUCGAGGACUCGCUCGCCACGCCGCCGCAUCACCACCCCGCAGAUUCUGAACACAAAUUAGAAUUCCUAAUUGGUGAUACGGUAUUACCAUAUAAUAUGACUGUGUACCAAGCUGUAAGACAGUUUGGCGAACAAACAGACGCCGAUACCGACACAGAGACGCCAUUGGCGAAUGCUGGAAUUUGGGUGCAAACUCACACAAUCUAUUACCGCGCUGUCGAGACACCCGAACAGCCCCGGACGGACGCGGCCGCUUCCAAGAAAGGCAAAGGGCAACCCACCAAGCUUACGUCCAGACGCAAACCGGAUCUAUUGUGGAAUGAGGGGAGCCCGCCGACGCGCGCGCCGCCGCUGGUGGGCAUGGUGCGCGCGGCGGCGGCGGCGGGCGGCGAGCUGCGGGACGCGGCGCUGCCGGCGCUGGGCGUGCUGCGCGCGCUGCACGCGCUCGCGCGCCACUGGCCCGACCUCUACCGCGCCGCCUGCCUGCCCGACCACCGCCCGCUCGUGCCCAACGCGGACUUCAUCAACUCCAAGCUCGCAGCCAAAGCCAAUAGACAACUACAAGACCCACUUGUGAUCAUGACCGGAAAUCUCCCCCCGUGGCUGAAGAAAAUCGCAUAUGCUUGUCCGUUCGUGUUCCCGUUCGAAUGCCGGCACCUGCUGUUCUACGUGGUGUCGUUCGACCGGGACCGCGCGCUGCAGCGGCUGCUGGAGGCGGGCGGCGAGCGGGGCGCGGGCGGCGCGGGCGCGGGGGGCGCGGACGCGGAGCGCGUGGCGCCGCGCCUCGACCGCCGCAAGCGCACCGUACAGCGCCACAACGUGCUGCGCCAGGCCGAGCACGUCAUGCACGAGUUCGCGCACUCCAAGGCGCUGCUCGAGAUCCAGUACGAGAACGAGGUCGGCACCGGCCUCGGGCCCACGCUCGAGUUCUACGCGCUCGUCUCGCAGGAGCUGCAGCGCGCCGACCUCGACCUCUGGCACGGCAGCGAGAACUUCAAGCAGAAGCCCACCUCGUUCGCCGGGGAGAUAGUCAAGAGCCAGCCGCCGGUGGUCACGGACCGGUCGGCGGACGCGGCCGCGCGGCUCGCCUCGUCGGUGCGCGACGCGCUCAACCUGGACGAGGAGCGCACGCCCGAGCCGUCCGACUUCGAGAAGGAGACGUCGAUCCCGUCGCCCGCGCCGGACGCCACCUACGUCACGUGGCCGUGCGGCCUGUUCCCGCAGGCGGUCGGCCGGAAUGCGCGCGCGUCGCAUCUCUCACGGGUCAAGGCUAAGUUCCGGUUUCUCGGGAAAUUUAUGGCCAAAGCUGUUAUGGAUUCCAGAAUGGUGGACAUACCGCUGUCGGUGGCGAUGUACCGGUGGGCGGUGAGCGAGCAGCACUGGCUGUCCCUGAGCGACGUGCGCAGCGUGGCGCCGGAGCUGUGGCGCUCGCUGUGUCGGCUGCAGCGCGUCGCCGAGCGAGCCAGGCACAUCGCCGCCGACCCGCGCUACACGCCUGACCAGAAGAACCAUAUGAUAAGUGCAUUGGAAUUGGACGGAUGUCCGAUCGAGGAGCUCGGCUUGGACUUCAUCCUGCCGGGCGACGGUUGUACGGAACUGAGGCGCGGCGGCCGCGACAUACCCGUCACCGCACACAAUCUACAAAAUUAUAUCUCUCUCGUUACACAUUGGCUUCUUUACGAAGGUGUCAGUAAGCAAAUGGCUGCUUUCAAGGAAGGAUUUGAAUCAGUAUUUCCUUUAGCCAAUCUCAAAAUAUUCUAUCCUGAAGAAUUAGAGCAGGUCUUCUGUGGAAGUCCAUCUGGUGGUCGAGAUCAGCGAUGGGAGCCACGUAUGCUGGCGGAAUGCAUCCGACCCGACCACGGGUACAACGCAGAGUCGCGGGCCAUUCGUAUGCUCAUCGACAUACUAGCUUCUUACACUCGCGAGGAACAGCGACUCUUCCUUCAGUUCGUCACGGGCAGUCCACGGCUGCCCACUGGAGGUUUUAAGGCUCUGAAUCCGCCCCUCACUGUGGUGCGCAAGUCACUGGAGUCUUCGCUGGACCCGGAUGAGUACCUGCCGUCGGUGAUGACGUGCGUGAACUACCUCAAGUUGCCCGACUAUAGCAGCGGCGAGGUGAUGCGCGCCAAGCUGCGCCUCGCCGCCUCUGAGGGGCAACACUCGUUCCACCUCUCGUGAACACAUCGCUAUGUACCCUGCCACUGUGAUUAUCAGCCCCUCACUUCUUGUAUACAUGUGUGAAUGCGGUUAGUGAUAAAUAUAAUAUUUGUGUUAUAUUAGCCGGCCCGCUCCGGACUAAUGUUAUUAAUGUGCAAUCAGAGUGAUUUAUUUACAUUAUAUGACGGACACUCCCAAGUGCUGUGCGUUCAAUUUUUUGUUUCUUUGGAUUCUUUUUAGAUAAUCAAUAUGUUCAUAACUAUAUUUUGUGUUAAUUUAAUGUGAUAGCACUGUAUAUUACUUUGUUAGUUUAGACUCUCAGUGGGAUAACAAUAAAAGUGUGACGGAAUAAUUUCUGCAAGACAUUUGAAGACGCUACACAUAUAUACAUUGUGUCAAAUUGCCCCUAUAUAAUACAUUAUAUUCAUCAUCUCGUCGUCGUCGUCAUCGCAAUAAUACUAUAUAGUUUUGAAGGAUGAUUACUGUAAAUCUUAUAUGAGAGUCCUAUAAAAAAUAUAUAAUAGCAUUUAUUACCAAAUGGUGUAUGUUUUGAGUAACAUUUAAGUAUCAUUAAUGAUUAAAGAAAAAGUGCAAAAUUUAAUAUGUAACAAUUUCAAUAAAACCAUGUAAACAAUAUUGAUCAAUUUUGCGUUUCAUUUCAUGGAGCCGAUCCUCAUAAUGGUACUAAUGUUGCUCCUGCCACUAUGAUUGUGUCCAACCAACAUUCACUUUUAACCUGCAGAACCAAAUUUCUAAUUAAAAUUAGGACUCCUUGUAAGUUUUUUAGAGUGUAGUUGUCAUAUUAUAUAAUUAAAAGUGCAUAUUUAC
Messenger RNA from Achroia grisella, 8750 nucleotides. It is a transcript of the gene ctrip, whose product is annotated as E3 ubiquitin-protein ligase TRIP12. Gene Ontology annotation, cellular component: nuclear speck. Gene Ontology annotation, biological process: regulation of double-strand break repair; proteasome-mediated ubiquitin-dependent protein catabolic process; protein polyubiquitination. The record is from RefSeq and is a predicted model, not a curated record. Bases 873 to 7943 code for a protein of 2356 amino acids. The transcript is spliced from 38 exons. Lineage: Eukaryota; Metazoa; Arthropoda; Insecta; Lepidoptera; Pyralidae. Gene Ontology annotation, molecular function: ubiquitin protein ligase activity; zinc ion binding.